GACAAGUUACUGGCAAUCCGGUAAAGCUGCAGAACGUACCCUCACAGCCUUAUUAAGGAUUCAAGGUUCAUUAAUACAUGAUUUGCUAUGCAGAACAAUCCAUUAUAAUUGGAUAAUAGGAAGUCACUGCUAUUGAUGUGCUUGUGUGUAUACUGGCUUCAGUCUGUGUUGCCUGAAUACAAAGCAAUGGUAUUUCUGGUAUGUUCUAAAUUUACUAAUAUGCAAUGCAUGCUGGGUAAAUGUACAAUGAUUGAUACUUAUUGGUGUUAUCACAGGUUUCAUUUGCUGUAAACAUGCAGAUUUCUACACUCUAGUUUGGCAAAGGUGAAUGGGUUUUUGACCAGUUUGACUUUGUGCUGUUUUCUAAACAAGGAAGUGUCAGGAACAACUAGCAAAAGUUAGGUUUGGUCAAGCCAUUUUUAAAUGUAUUUUGGAAGAUACUGCAGUCAAGUGAUUACCUCAGCAAUGCUUUAAUAGUGUAAUAUACAUUUUGAAUUAGUCAUUGAAUACCAAGCUUGAAAGUAUUUAAAUGCAUUUUGUAAGCUCAUUCACUAAACUCCAAAUUGUAGCAAAUUAAAAUGUUAAUUGUAAAAUUCAAAACGUGAACUAGCUAACAAAUAAUUUUUCCAAAUCACUUAUUUUUGCCAUUUGGAAUUACAUUGUCUAUUUUGGUAAAUAACGCAAAUAGAAUUACUACAUUUCCACCGCUCUUGCAAAUAAAGUGCAUGUUAUGUGGUCUUGAGCAAUUGUCACAACCCCAGCUUGCCAUCAACAAGUGUGUGUUUGUAAUGUCACAUUCCGAGAAACCUGCAAUGGAUUUCUGUUUUCAGGGAGUUCAUAAGGAACUAAAUUACUUGUUUCUAUCUGAACAGAAUGCCACUAGAAUGUUAGUUUUUUUUAGUCUUAGAGUCAGGGCCGGUGCAAGGAUUUUUGCCACCCCAGGCAAAAAAAAUGUUGUUGCCCCAUUUGCUCCACCCACUCAUGCAGACUGACACACACCCUCUGACCCGAGCAGACUGACACACACGCACUGACCCAUGCAGACUGACGCACACAUGCACUGACCCACGCAGACUGACGAAUGCAGAUGGACACGCGCACACACUGACCCAUGCAGACACACACAUGUACACUGAUGAAUGCAGACACACAUACUGGCCUAUGCAGAUGCAUACACUGACACACAUUGAUACAUACAGACAGGGGCAGGCUGGGACGGGAGGCAGGGAGGCAAUUGCCCCCCAGGCCACCCUAAAUCAUUUUAAAAACGGCCGCUGCAGGGCCGAUCCUAAUGCUGCAGCGCUCUGUAAAUAGCCUUAGGCGACUGCAGCGCAGCUUCUCACCUCACCUUCCCUGUAGCUCCUCUCCGGUCCACGGUACCCGGCUGGAGUGAUAGGAAAGUGCACACACAGGUAUUUGUUUUCCCAUCCCUUCAGUGUUUCUCCGAUUUCUUCCAUUAGUCUGCCAUAAUUUAGCUCUAGUAGUUGGCCGGGAUCUUUCUCAAUCCCAGGAACGUCAGGUAGUCCUCCCUCCAGUCAAAUUGGAAGCUGUCUUUUAAUUGGCUUAGCGUGCCUUGAGUCAUCCCUAUCCCCAUGGCCUGUGUUUUCAUGACAUUUAAUUUGUAAUAAGAUUGUUCCCCAUAUUCUUUUAUUUCAUCUAGGAGGUUCGGCAGUGAUAUAUGUGGUUGUGUGAGCGUCAGCAUCACGUCGUCUGCAAACAGUCCCACUUUGUAUUCUUGUUUCCCUAUCCUUACCCCUAUCCUUACCCCGUGUAUGUUGGCGUUGUCUCUAAUGCAUGUGGCUAGAGGUUCUAGGGCUAGUAUAUACAGCAAUGGUGACAGGGGGCAGCCUUGCCUUGUUCCAUUGGAUAGCCUGAAGGGCUCCGACAGGAACCCAGAGUUCAGCACUUGUGCCGCUGGUGUACUAUAUAGUGCCUCCACUACUGCUCCAAACUCCUCGGGUAUUCCGAAUCUUGACAUGACCUUGCUAAGGAAGCCCCAGUGCAGUCUAUCAAAAGCCUUCUCGGCGUCCAGGGAGACAAAUAGUCCACCUAGCUUUUCUGUCUAGAGUUUGUGUAAUAAAUUUAUGAUUUUUCUGGUGUUGUCUGCACCUUGUCUUCCUCUCACAAAGCCCACCUGGUCAUUGUGUAUUAUGUGUGGUAUGAUGUGUCCUAAUCUGAUUGCGUAGAGUUUUUUGCGAAUAAUUUUUCAUCUGUGUUUAAGAGUGAUAUAGGUCGGAAGUUUUGUGGCGUCAUGGGAGGUUUAUUGGGUUUCGGCAGUGUAACAAUGUGGGCUAAUAGCAUCUCCUUAGUUAGAGAUCUUGAGGCAGUUGUGGUUAAAUGCUAUUGCCAGGUGGGGUGCCAAGGUAUGUCUGAACUUUUUAUAGUACUGGUUUGUUAAGCCAUCUGGGCCUGGUGACUUGCCCGUUGGUAGGGUAUGUAUGACUUUUACAAUUUCUUGUGCUUCUAUCGGUUUGGUGAGGUCAUUUUGUUGUUGCGGUGAGAGUUGCGGCAGUUUUAUUUUGUCUAGGUAGGCUGUGAUGCCUGCCUCUGUAGGUUGUGUUGUGUUCCUGUCCUCUUGUAGAUUAUAGAGGGCGUGGUAAUAUUUAGCGAAUUCUUCGCUUAUUUCUCUAGGUGUAAUGCGUUUUUGGCCCUUGCUAUCUAGUAUGUAAGCAAUUUUUGGGUUUGCUUGUUUCUUUUUGAAAUGAGUGGCCAGAAGUUUGCUUGCUUUGUUUCCCUGUAUGUAGUGGGUUAUUUUUAGUUUUGUCAUGUUUGCUUGUGUUUGCUCUAGGGCCUGUUGGUGUAUUAAUCUGGUUAUAGUUGUGAUGCGUUGUUUGUUGGUUUCUAGCGGUUUUAUUUGAUUUUGUAUGUUUAGGUCAUACAACUCUUGCUGCCAUUUUUUGAGCUUAGUGUUCGUGAGUUUUUUGAGGUAUGCUGCCCUUCUAAUUAGUAGUCCCCUGGGUAAUGUCUUGUGAGCCUGCCAGACCGUUGUUGGUGUUACCUCUCCCGUGUUAUUUAGUGUAAAGUAGGAUUUUAGGUCUGCUGUUAGUUCCUCCAUGUAUUCCCUGUCGUGGAGUAAUGUGUAAUUGAGUUUCCAUGGGCUACUGUGCUUAUAGUCCUACAUGUUUUUCAUGUCAAGGAGCACUGGCGCAUGGUCGGACCACGUAAUCUGUAGUAUGUCGCAAAUGUGCAGUUGAUUUAAGUGUGGACCUGAUAGGAGAAAUCCAUCUAUCUGGGAGUAUGAGUUGUGUACAUUGGAAAAGUGGGUGAAUGCUUUAUCUCGUGGGUGUGUUAUGCGCCAUGCAUCGUAGAAGUGGUAUUUGUUUAUGAGCUUCUGGAUGGCCUUACAUUGUCUCCUCAGUGGUCGGUGUCUACGACUCUGUUGUGAUAGAGUGGUGUCUAGUUUGGGGUCUAAUAUGUGGUUGAAAUCCCCGCAUAUCACUGUAAUUCUUUUUUGUAUAUUACUUACUUUUUAAAGGAUGCUAUGGAGGAAGUUUUGUUGGUUUACAUUGGACGCAUAGAUGUUUACUAUUGUGUAGGGCAUAUCAUUGAUUACUCCCUUUACUAUGACAUAUCUGUCGUUUGCAUUAGUUUCAUGAUAUUGUGGUUGAAAAUUCAAGUGUUUGCUUAAGAGGAUGGAGGUUCCUCUAGAUUUAGCGGGUGAGGUGGCGUGAUACUGAUGCGGGAAGUGGAGAGAUUGAAUAGUGGGGUGAUCGUUGUGCCUAAAGUGUGUCUCCUUUAGGCACAAUAUAUCAGCGUGUAGUGAUGUGAGGUCCCUGUUUAACAAAUGUCUCUUUGCAGAUAUUAAGUCCCCGUACUUUGUAAGUACAUAUUCUCACAGUGGUUUCGUAACGCGCUGUUGCUUUUGAUGUAUCAUGCUAUCUAUUUCUACGGGGUCCAACACUCUCCCCAGCGUUAACAAGCUGAGUGAUGGUUCCCCUGUUUUGCUAAAGGAUCUGGGCGUUGCCAGAGCCGGCAGGAAGUUCGUGCAAGUAGUGGUCUCUUGGAAUUUGGGAGUUCUGUGUGAGAAAGGUGUACGUGUGGUAACGCUUAUGUGUCCCCUAGUGUUUUCCGUUUUUACAGGGGUACAAUAAACAGAACAGGAAAAAACAGGAAUGAACAUAACAAUAACAACAAAAGUAUAUACAGUCAAUAGUACUGCCCUAGGUAUGGCUAGGCACUGAGUCUCCAUGCCCUGGGGGUUGAAGCUACGCUUCUCGACUUGGUGGGUCCCCGUCUUUAUUGCUUCACUUAAGUUUUUCUAGUGUUGUGUCGCCCUACAUAGGCUUUUUAGUCAGUAUCGUGGUUUAUGUAUUGAAGUAGUAAAGUACUUUUGUUUUAUCUGAUGGUUGGAUGUGUUCUUUGCAUUUUCUGUCUGGAGAGCCUGGGUCUAUCGUCUGCCUUGGGGGUUAUGUGCUAGUGAUGUGGGUCAUUGCCUUCUCUCUGGGAAUAUCUGUCUCUGGUUGUCUAUGCUUUGGGCCCUAGCUGCUACCUCCUCUCCCUCUUGGCCCUAUUCUCUUGAUUCCCCGUGGAUUGACCUGGCAAAUUUAAGAAAAAGUUCCCUUUUUUUUUUUUUGCACUUUUUCUUAGGUAAUUACAAUGAUUCCAAUUACGUUACCCAUUCCUGGCUUCGUCCCGGCUUAGUCCUUACAUUCAUGGUUCGCCCUUAUAGUAAGUAUUUUGUGAUGGUAGCCAGUUCAUUUUUUCUUUGUUUUCUUCCAGUCUGGGAAGAGUCUGUUUACGGUUGACCUCACGGUCGAUUGCUCCGGCAUGUCGAUGUACCAGGUUUUAAGGGUUUGAUGUCCUUCUUCUGGUGAUUGUAUUACCGUGGUUUUUCCUUUCCGGUUGACCAGGAGUUUUGUCGGGUAUCCCCAGCGGUAUGGAAUAUGGUGUUCUCUCAUUCUCUGUGUUAUGUCUUUGAAUUCUCUCCGGCGUUUCAACGUGUAGGCGGAGAUGUCGGCGUAUAUCGCUAUUUUUUUGUAGAUCUCUGGUAGUCCUUUGCUCGUUCUAUUGGCAUUGAGUGCGGCUUCUUUAGCGUGGUAAUAGUGCAUGCGAAGUAGUACAUCUCUUGGUGUUUGAAUUCUGUGAGAGUGGGGGGCACCAAUGUGCACUGUAGUGGUAAUGGUGCUUGAAAUGUCUCUUUAGUGGAAUGUACAAUUUGAGCUAUGCUUUAAGACUUUUAUUCAUAAAAAAUAGAAUUUGGGGAAAAUCAAAGUGAAUUUCACAAUAUCCAAACGGGGAGAAAAUCCCAAAUUAACCAGUUGCAAGUUUGGCUAUUUUGACCUUAAAGGGAUACCAUAGGCACCAGAACCAUUAUAGCUUGUUUCUUUAGCAAUGGCAAGUUAUUAUCUACUAUUCUAAAUAGGAUUGAUUGCAACAUAUAAAACUUUUGAUUAAUGUAAAUGUUGAAAAAAAAGUGGGGCAUUGUGAUGGGGGGAGUGGUGGGUGGCAAAUUCAUUGCCUAGGGCGCCAAAAAUCCUUGCACCAGCCCUGCAUAUAUGACUGCUUUUGUGUGUAACUGGCAGCUUCCCUGCGCCUCGCUGCCUUUACUCCGUCUCAGCCCCGAGAAAUUGAAGCGCCCUUGCGCUGUUGUGGCAAUAGCAGUCUUUGUGGGGGGCCUGGCCGAGCAGGUUGAAGUGGAUGCCGCUGGACCAGUGUUACACCGGGUGCUAGUCAGCAGCCGUGUAAGUGCGCCCUAGCACCCGGUAACAUGGCCAGCAGCACGAUUUCUAUAGUUAUUCAAACAUAGAGGGGUGGCCAAACGGGCAGAGUAGUUAAGCUCCUGCCGGCGCCCCCCUUUAAACAGCCCUAGGUGGCCGCCUAAUUGGCCUAUAGGAAGCGCCGGCCCUGCUUAGAGUUUAUCUAUGGGUUAUAAAUCCCUACCAAUUUUCUGAAUUCAACCUGGAGAUUUGAACUUCUAAUACAGAUUUACUACAUAGAUUAUAUAUUGUAAGAAUAUAUUUAUUGUUUGAACUGAAAGCCAGUGUGCUCUUAUCGUGGUAGAAUUUACAAUUUAUAACACAAAACUACAUAUAUAAUAAAAUGUUACUGAUCUACAUAUAUACUGAUGUAAUUCAUAGUUUAGUUGGUUACCAUAAAUAAUAUAGUUUAUAUAAUCGGAUUGUUUGUUAAAUACACACGGUAAUGACAGAGUGCAAAAGAAGACAAAUAAGUUUUACUUCAAGUAAGAUAUUUCCCAAUCUACAAAUUAAAAGAUGCAGAAUUUCAAAGGAGUUAAGGUUAGUGGUUAUGGUGGCAUUAGUGUUCUGGCAACACCACCCUUUGUGUGUAGUCAAAAAAGUUUUAAAUUGUUUGACCUCAUACCUGGGGUCUGCCAGGUGCCGCUCCUUGCUUCCACUACUAAUACCGGAGAGCUAGAAGUUCCUAAGUAGGAGUUUCUUUUAGUUCUCCUGAGCUAGGUUCUUGAGCACAGGGCUUAACUCAUUGGCUGAGAGUGUAAUUUGAUUGUUCAGGAACUUCCAGCUCUCCUGCAUUAGUAGCUGAGUCAUGGACCAGCACCCAGCAAACCCCAGGUCAGAAGUCAGACUGUUUAAAAAAAAACACUUUGGCUACUUACAUUGAGGGGCACCAGGGUGUUCCUGGCCCAUAACCACUAUUGCAAACUAGGUAUCUACUGAUAUUGAUUUUUUUUUUAGAGCCGAUACCGAUAAUCUGUGAACUUUCAGGCUGAUAGCCGAUAACUUGCCGAUAUUCUGUACAUUUACCAUUUUGAAAAAAUAAACUAUUUCUAAAGGUAAAUGCACAAAAUAUACAUGCCACAUGUAGUGGAUGCAGUGUAUUUAGACAUGGGAGCUAUGUGUGUUUGUGUAGUAGGUGCAGUGUGUAUUUGUGUAUAUAAUUAAUGCAGUGUGUGUUUGUGUAGUGUGUAUAGUGAAUGCAGUGAGUGUUUGUGUAGAGUGUAUAUUUAAUGAAUGUAGUGUGAGUGUAGUGUGUGUGUGUUUGUGUAGUGUGUGUAUAUAAUGCAGUGUGUCAGUGUAGUGUGUGUGUGUAUAUAAUGCAGAGUGUGUGUGUGUGUUUUCUGAAGGGAUGUAAUUUGUGUAAAAUGGGUGGGAGGGGAGGGCAUUUUUUAUGUUUGUUUUUUUUUGUCCCCCCUCCCUGCUUGUUACCUGGCCAGGGAGGGGGGCUAUGGUAUUCCCUGGUGGUCCGAGGCAUGUACUGAGCAGUGGGAGGGCCCCCAAUAAGCUCUUACUAACCUUCCCAGCAGCUCCCUUCAGCUCCCCCGUGUAAAUCUCAUGGCCUGGGUGCCGCGUGGAGCGUUGCCAUGGUAACCCGUGGCAACACUCUGACGGCCGCGGUACUCGCGAGAUUUACACAGGGGAGCUGCUGGAAAGGUAACAGCUUGCUGCGAGCCCCCCCAGGAUUUAUAAUGGCAAUAUCGGUAUCUUUAUUGGCCGAUACCGAUAUUGCCGAAAAUACCGAAUAUCGGCCGGUAAAAUCGAUAAUCGGUCAAUCCCUACUGCAAACUGUAGUGGCUAUGGUGUUUGGAUUGUUCCUUUCAGUUGUUAUAAAAGGUUUUUGGUUCCUGGUGCAUGUAAGGCACAGAUGUAGGCCUUGAAACAAACCGUGCGUUUAUCCAGUUUCCUAGUAGUGUAAUAAGUGAGAUUCUUAUACUUACUCUUUCAUACUUGGUUAAAUCUGAGAUACUGUCACAAUACCUGCCUCUUUUGCUCCCAUUGGAGUUCACGCUGUCUGCCAUGCGUCAUUUCUGUGCCAAUUGUGAUGCUGGACGCUCCCACACUUCAACCUGCAAUGACACCAGGCCCUUUUAAGGCUGUCAGGAUCGUACACGCAAACCCAGUAACAACAAAGUCAUGCUCUCGUUUUAGCGCAGUCUGUAGGAAUCCUUUCUUUAAGUUCUUGGUCUCUGACUUUGGCCUGUUUUUACUAUUCCAAUCUCUGUACUCCUGACCCUGGCUUGUUUACUUAUUUUCUGGAAUCCGGACCUUGGCUUGUCCUGACUGCUUUACCUGUGAUAUAGAAAUUUAUGAUGGAUCAAUCAUCCAAAAGAUAUAACCAGAGGCUCCUAAUUAGAUAUAUGAGCGCUCGGGAGAACCGAUAAUAAAACCACAGACACUUCGUCGUUUGUAGUUCAAAAUCAUCUUCUCAAUCUUUAAUGGGAGAGCAUCGUAUAUAUAAAAUGGCUUAAAUAUAAAAGUGCAUUAAAAUAAGACCAAAGAAACAAUGACUUACUAGAAAGUGUUAUCUACAAGGUUAAAGCAAACGUAACAUUUAAUGAGAAAGAGAACCAGCCGCAGAAGCAGAAGAAAUAAUCUUUAACCCCUGCAGACGUGGAAGGACUUUACUAAAGCUAAGGCUGUACCCUUUAUAUACCUUUUGUCUAUGACACCUGCUUGGAGGUAUUUCUUGCCUAUACUUUGGCUACAUAGCUUUUAGCCCAGCCACCCAAUGCUCAUGCCCCUUUUUUGCUCUCAGAUGUGCAUGCUAGGUCACACCUUAAAAGAUCACUAUAGGGUCAGGAACACAAACAUGUAUUCCUGACCCUAUAGUGUUAAAACCAUCAUCUAGCCCCCGUGGGCCCCUCAUGCCUCAAUAAGUAUAGCAAAAUCUUACUAUAUUCAAGCAAGCUCUGCAUUCUGUUUGCCUAAAAAAAAACAAGCAGUCUGCUGACAUCAUCAGAAGUGGUAGCCUGAUCCAAUCACAGUGGUUCCUCAUAGGAUUGGCUGAGACUGACAAAGAGGCAGAUCAGGGGCAGAGCCAGCAUGAUUCAAACACAGCCCUGGCCAAUCAGCAUCUCCUCAUAGAGAUGAAUUGAAACAAUGAAUUUCUAUGAGGAAAGUUCAGUGUCUGCAUGCAGAGGGAGGAUACACUGAAUGUUUGGAUGCAUUUUAGGCAGCCAUGACCCAGGAAGGAUCUCUAACAGCCAUCUAAGGAGUGGCCAGUGAAGUUAUCACUAGGCUGUACUGUUAACACUCUAUGAGGAGAUGCUGAUUGGGCAGGGCUGUGUUUGAAUCAUGCUGGCUCUACCCCUGAUCUGCCUCUUUGUCAGUCUCAGCCAAUCCAAUGGGGAAGCACUGUGAUUGGAUUAGGCUACCACUUCUGCUGAUGUCAGCAGGCAGUGGGCGGCUCCAAAGGAAACAUGGACAAACUAUGCAGCUGCAGGCUUGAAUUCAAGUAAGAUUUAACUUUUUUUAGAGGCAUGAGGGGACCAGGGUGGCUAGAUGGUAGUUUUAACCUUUAUAGGAACACAAACAUGUAUUCCUGACCCUAUAGUGCUCCUUUAAAAAAGCCAAUUUCAAUAUGAUUAGGGCAGCUCUACAACAUAUCGACUGGCAUAAACUCCUUAGUGAAAAAACACUGAGGAUAAAUGGAAACUAUUCAAACAAAUAUUAGAAAGGUACAUUUCUCAGUAUGUACCACUCGGUAAUAAAUAUAAAAGAAACAAAUUGAAACCAAUGUGGCUUAGUAGAGAAGUAAAAGAGAUUAAAAAUAAGAAAAGGGCAUUUAAAUCAAACAAAUCCGAGGCAUCCUAGACAAGAUACAAGGAAGCCAAUAAUGCUUGAAAAAAAAAGGCAAUUAAAGUGGCCAAACUAGAAAAUGAUAAAUAGCCAAAGAAUUCAAAACCAAACAUUUUUUCAAGUACAUCAAUUCUAAAAAACCAAAAAAAUAAAAAAGUGUAGGUACACUGUAAACAGCGAUGGGUCUGUUAGUUAAUGAAGACCAGGAAAAUGCAGACAUUUUAAAUAACUUUUUCUUCAAUAUAUAUUAAUGAGGAUCCUAUGGCAAGAGAUAUGCAAAUAAUUGCUGCAAAAAACUUGCAGGUAGCUUGUGACUGGAUGGCUCGAGACAAGGUGCUACAGCAGUUAAAGAAAACUAAUGUAAAUAAAGCUCCGGGUACGAGUACUUAACGACUUCAGGAGACCCUUAACGAUGAGUGACAGACCAGGUCUGCGAUCGCGGGGUUAACAGUGCUCCGGUCUGCCUCUGUAUUAGAGGCAGACCGGGAGCACCCGAUCAUGCUGCCCCUGCAGCAGUGCUCGCUCUGACAGGCUGUCAGAGCGAGCACAUGUGCUGCAUGUACUUACCUUCCGCCUCCCUGCACUUCCGGGUUCACUGUGAAGUGCAGGGAGACGGAUCAGAGCUGAUCAUUUCCCUCUUAAAAAAAAUAAAUAAAGUUUAAUCAAAAUCCCACCCCCUUUACCCAUUUUAAUUAAAAAUUAACCCCUUCCCUGCCAAUUGAUCACUGACUGCAGUGAUCAAUUGGCAGGGAAUACAUUUAACUGUCAUCUGAUUUAUUUAUUUUUAACCCCUGAGGGUUAGUUAAUUUAAUUUUUAUUUAUUUUUUUAACCCUCAGGGGUUAAAUUUAUUUAAUUUUAAAGUUAUAUAUUUAGCUAGCUGGGGUGGGUGGAAGUAAUUGGGGGAUUUGGCGUUAGGCUAACUAGGGGUUAACGUUAAAAAAAGUUUUAAAAUAAGCUUUAAAAAGUAAAAAAAAAGUUUUUUAAUAACUUUAAAGUAAAAAAAAAAACACCCCCCUUUACCCAGUCUAAAUAAGAAUUAACCCCUUCCCUGCCAGUCGAUCACUGCCUACAGGGAUCAAAAUAUAGAUCACAGUACUAUACUGUGAUCUAAUUUUUUUUAACCCUUCAGGGGUUCAAGCUAUCUAAUUAAUUUAAAUAUUUUAUAAUUAUAUAUUUUGCUAGCUGGGGUGGGUGGGAGUUAUGGGAAAGUGGGGAAUUUACUGUUAGUGCUGCUUACUGCUAGUUAGGGGUUAACGGUAAAAAAAGCUUAUAAAAAUGUUAAAUCUGUAAAAGAAAGUUUAGGAAAGUUUAAGAAAAUUAAUAAGCUAAACAAAAGUUUAAAAACUAGUUUUAAAAAGUUUAAAAAAGUUAAAAAAAAUACAUUUUACAAACGCUCAUUACCACUACACCUGGAACAAACUAGAGAAAAAAUGAUCCCACGCUAAGGUUCAAAAUACGCCUUUUGAAUUACCUCAGGGUGUAUUCUUUAAUAGAUAGUAUGUGUUUGUGAGGAAGUUUCAAUAACCAACCAUCUAAACUACUCCAAAAUGGAACAUGGAUACAGCGUAAAACUUCAAAGUUAGAAAAAAAAUUAAAUGGCUGCGUUUCAAAUUUCCCUCUUCAACAUCCACAUAUACUUGACAAACGUACAUAUGGGGGUAUUGCUGUACUCAGCUGACAUAGCUGAGCAACAUAUGUAGUAUUAUACAGUCGUAGCACACAUAAGGUUUGCCAAAUAUACUGUGCAAACUCACUUUGUGUCAAGAAGGCAGAAAAAACGCUUGUUACCACUACACUUGGUACAAGCUAGCGGAAAAUUUAUCCCACGCUAAGGUUCAAAAUUUUGAAAUACCCUGGGAUGUGUUCUUUAAGAAAUGGUAUGCCUUUAUGGUGUAGUUGUAAUAUGUAGCCUGCUCAAGUGUUCCAAAGUGGGACACGGACGCAUCAAAACCCUCCAUGAAAAUUCACACUUAAAAACCUGAACUUGUUACGUCUCUUUUACAGCACUGUAACUUCACAAAAUAGUCUCUAGGUCAUACAUUGGGCAUAUUGUUUUACUCAAAAGACUUAGCUGAGCAUAAUAUGGGGGUUUUGAACUUAGUGGCACAUAUGAAAUAUGCAAAAUGCCCAGCAAACAUGUAAUCCGUAUGUUAAAAAUGCCCAAAAUUAUUUUUUACCACAUACUUUGGCAUAUAUUGGUGAAACUAUGGGGGCAUGUUAAGGCACAAUAUGCACCAUAUGAGAUACCCUGGAGUGUCUACUUUUACAAAUGGUAGGUGUCACGAGCGUGAGCUAUAGGCCAAGCCGAGACAGUGGGGAGAGUGUGGAAGUGACAGGGUUAAUGACACCAGACCCCUGGUUACCUGUUGCUAGUCCCAGCAACCACUCAGUUAACCCCUGCAAUCCCUUCUACACUAACACCCUAGUACACACUUUACUGCCACCACCAAGACUUUUAAACCCGGGCGUAUCUUAGGUUACCCCACACAUAGGAGAAUUAUAGAAUCACAGUUCUACUUUUACUGAUCAAACACAUAUAAUUAACCCUUUUUGGUAACGUGUUUACCUAAGCUUUCCUCUGGAGAGUGAAGCUCAUAGAGAACAGAGACACAAGCUGAUUAAGUAAACAUUUAAUCUGACAAAAAGGAUUCACAGUGCUGAGUACAAAAUACAGAAAUAAAUGACAUACAGAUAACAAAUUGUAAAACAGUACAUAAAAUAAAAUAGGAGGAAACACAAGAAAUUCCUUACAUGUAGUUACCCCAUAUAGAAUUCUUGUGGGAGCCUUAGAUGGUAUAGAUCUCCUAGAAGUUGCUGACCAAAGGCAAAAUGAAGAACUCUCUGGAUAGUCCAACACCCUCAUUAAUAUAUCUAAACUAGUUGUUGCUCAGUGGGCAGACCCCUGGGGGGAGGGAUCAGAGGGGGGUUGGUGUGGCAGUUUAUUGCCCACUCUGUGCAGUUCCUUGUGUCCAGCUCUGGUGAUGGCUAUCUAGAUGUUUUAUGGUCUAGGCCUGGUGCAAGAUCAAAGACCACAAUAAAUGUCAUCCCAAGGUUUACAAAAAAAACAACUCUUAACAUAUAUAAACACACAUCAAACACCAACUCAUGCUUUUGGCAUGACACCUCCCCCUUAAGAUGGUGGACAGAAAAAUUCAGCCACAGGCUGAUUUAUCUGUUUACCAUUAACCCUCUACUUCCCCCUGCAGAGACAGACCAUCUGCAUUCCCAUGCAACCUGCCCUUUUUGUGCUGGGCAGUGAAAUAAUACUGUUGGAGGAUAGGGCUCCAAUGGAGCAGUUUAUCAUUGUUACCUGACACCUGCAGCAGGUUGUGAUCAGUCCAUACCACAGCUACAUUAACAAACAUGCCUGAUUUGUCUGUUUCAAUUUCCCAUCGAUCACUGGUAAAAUCCCAUAAACCACACCCACUGCGCUCAUGUAGUAGUUGUAAGGGGAAGAAACCAAUGGAUUGCUGCAGCACUCCCCGGUAAGCACACAAAAAAGCAGACAGAGAACACUCCCAGGAUAGAUGUGCUGUAUCAACACCCAUCAUCUCUUCCAUUUUGGGGUAUGUCUGCUGGGUUUGUUGCACCUUUGGUUCACAAUCAGAAAGUUGCUUAGGUGUAUGCGUGAGUUGUGAUAAACUGACAAGGUUCCUGGUUCCUCUAACAGUAUGUUUUCCUGCAGCCAUCCUUCCUGGACCCACAGGCUGAGUCUGUCCGUGCCCCUCACUUUCACUCCAGGUCAUCACACAUACCGAACUUUGGAAACUGGCUAAGUCUGGCGCAGAGUAAAGCUCACACACCCUCUGCCCUCCCUCAUAGCCUUGCUGUCCCUUCACAUUUUCACCCAGCGCAUCACAUACAUCUGCUUCAGGCACAUAUAUUCAUUCAGCCCCCUCUCGCUGGAAGGCUUUUCCCAUAUAUUUUCACAGGACACAUUUGACCCCCCUUGAUCAGAUACAGAAUUUUGCACACACUCACAUAAUUUCUUCUCCAAGACAGGCCAUCCUCUCACAAUGUCACAUAGCCCCUCAGACUCUCCUGCUGCAGCCCUGACCCACUGCUGACUUGUUACCACUGCGACUAGUGGUACACAUCCCUGGCUCUCACCUUCCUCCUCCCCCUUACUCUCUGACAUCCCAGCCUCACAGUAUUUUGAUACAGGCACAUCACUACUCACUCCUAUCUCACAUUUGGUAGACAUCACUGGUUCAGUUACAGGUAGAUAUUUAUCCACACCCUGCUCUCCCUCCCAGCAAUCACAGUUCACAAUGUCUCCCAAAGUUUCACACAAUACCUUAGGUGGAGCCGUCUGCCCUGCUGGCUCACAAACAGUGUCUUCUGGAGCAUAGUGACAGAGCAUCCUGCCCAAAUCAUUCCCCAACAGAACAUUAACAGGGAUAUCCUCCGAAAUCCCCACUUCCCGCAAACCUUUUCCCACCUCCCAAUCAAGGUACACACGUGCCAAGGGCACAGCGGGGCGUACACCCCCAAUUCCUUUGAUGGACAUGGUUCUUCCAGGGAUUAUGUCCUCCAUAUUCACCACUUCAGGGCGCACAAGGGUGAAUGAGGCUCUAGAAUCUCUGUCCCAUGGUCACUCGGUCACCCACAAUUACACUCUGCAUGUUAUCCUCUUGUUUGCCCACGGACCCACCCACAAGCAAAACUGAUGGUCCCCCUCUACGGGCUGGUGAGGGUAUAUUCCUAGUGGGGCAAGUCCUGCUCAGAUGACCAAUCUGGUUGCAUCGAAAACAACGGCGGGCAUCUGACUCAAUGAACACAAGAUAAACUUUUGUGCAGGAAUAGCACACACCAACUUUACAAAAUACACAUAAGAAGUUCUUUGUUAUAAAUUUGUGUGCCAAAAACCAAGAAAACACAAUUUUACUCCAAUAUUUAGCAGAGCUUGGCGGUGAAAUGGCUACGUACAAAGUGUCAAAACAACCUUAGGUAAAUAGCCUGUGAUGUCUAUUUUAUAUAAAUAUAUACUUUUGUGUGGCAAUUUUGGUUUCUUUUAUGGCUAUUAAGUUUACAAGACAAACAUACCAAAUUCUAAAAUCGCUCCAAAUUAAAAGUUUAUUUUACGCCUUGUGCUUUGUGACCUGUAACUACCAAAAAAAAAACUUAAAAUCCCAGACACAUUAUAUAUUCUGUAAAUCAGAACAACUAAAUGAAUUUAUUUUUAACUACUUUCCUUAACCUGCACUAAUUAUGCACACACUGUAAAAAAAACAAACACAUUUUUCAUUUCAUUUUUGCAUUUUUCUGUAUUUUAUUUUUAUAAUAAAUAAGCAUUUGUGUGUGUGUGUGUGUGUGUGUUACAUCAAAUUAAAGCCCUUUUUGUCCAUUAGAAAACAGUAUAUAAUAUGUGUCGGUGCAAUGAUCUUUGGAACAGUACCUAAAUUACACAAUUUCCACCUAUCCAUCAAAACAAAUUCAAAUGGCACACUGACCGCAGUCCACUCUUUCAAAUACUUGGGUAUGAUGUUAGACCCCAAUCUAUCUUUUGGCCUGCACAUAGAAAAGCUUGCAUCUAAACUUUAUCCAAAAUUAGGUGCCCUGUACAGAAACAAAUCCUGCCUAAGCCCUACAGUAAAGGAAAAUAUUGUACAGCAAAUGCUGAUGCCAAUCAUUGAUUAUGGGGAUGUAGUAUAUGCGUCUGCAUCGCAAUCCCACAUUAAUAAACUCAACACAUUGUAUAACUCGUUCUGCCGAUUUGUGCUACAAUGUAAUUACAGGACUCACCAUUGUGACAUGCUAAAAGAACUAAACUGGCUGUCGCUGGAAUCCAUACGCACCCUUCAUCUUUCCAGCCUUGUGUUUAAGAGCUUUUCUGGGAAACUCCCACCCUACCUGAACACAAUGCUUUCCUCAGCUGUUCCCACUUCCUAUAACCUCCGAUCCAGUACCAACACUUUACUUAGUCUACCUCAAUACAAAAAGAAAGCAGUCCGAUCCUCCUUCUCCUACAGAGCACUGCAAUUGUGGAACGACCUCCUGCAGAAUUUAAACUCUUCCCUAAGCCUAAAGUCCUUUAAAGAGAUCCCUCUCUACAUACCUCAAAACAGAAUGCACCUGUCAUGUUAAAUAUUGUAUUUUAUUGUACCCUAAUUGUAACAAUGCAAUAAUUUGUGGACCCAGGACAUUCUUGAAAAUGAGAGAAAUCUCAAUGUAUCUUUCCUGGUAAAAUAUUUUAUAAAUAAAUAAUAAAUGAGAGAGAUGCAAAUUGCAGUUGAACGCAAACAGCAAGAAAAUGCAAAAAUUGCUUCUGUCAUUAAAGCGGCACUGUCAUGCCGAAUCUCGUUUUUUUUUAACCCGCCUCCACUACAUCCAAUUGACCCACUAGUCACCCCCAAAUGCCCCUAACUCCCCCACAUUACCUAUUUUUUAAUCCUCAUUUUCUGCCCCGAUCUUGAUUCAGGGCGCCACCAUCUUUGUGUGGGUAGAUGAAGUCCCUGUGGGACACGUCAUCAGCCCACACUAGACAGACUGUGAGAUUCCCGCACAUGCCCAGUGAAACACCUGGACAUGCGAACGGGAAUUUAAUCUAUUCAUUCAUUCAUCAGAAAGACGAAUGAGUGAAUAGAAAGAUCAGCCGAACAAACUGACACAAUGUAUUAGUGUUAGUUUGUUUGUUCAGUUUAUUACAAGGAGGGAGCUACCGGCAUGCAGCUCCCUCCUUGUAAUAUGUAACUAUAGAAGCGGCAGGGAGCAGUGCUCCCCACCACUUCAUAAGCCCCCCCAGUACACCCUCUCACUCUAGGGGGGUCAAUAUGACCCCCAUAAUAGCACAAGGGAGAUUAAAAUCUCCCAAAUGCCCCUACUCGCUAUACCGCGAGUAGGGGCAUGUCUACUAAACAGUGAGCAGCCUGUGGCUGCUCACUGUUGAAAAAAAAUGACAAAUUACAAUAAGGGGGGCGGACCUAUUGUCCUCCCCCCCUCCCCCACCCUGAGCGGCGGGUGGGGGCCAUGAAGAUAAUGAGGGGGGGGGACCUACUGUCCUCCCCCCCGGCCCCCACCCCUGAGCGGUGGGUGGGGGCCCUUAUAAAACAAUAAGGGGGGGAGACCUACUGUCCUCCCCUCUGGCCCCCACCCCUGAGCGGUGGGUGGGGGCCCUAAUAAAACAAUAAGGGGGGGGACCUACUGUCCCACCCUGGCCCCCACCCACCGCUCAAAUAAAGAUAUGGGGGGGAACUUCUGUCCCCCUCCCCCGUCCCCCACCCCUGCGCGGUGGGUGGGGGCCCUAAUAAAACAAUAAGGGGGGGACCUACUGUUCCCCCCUGGCCCCCACCCCUGAGCGGUGAGUGGGGGCCCUAAAUAAAGAUAUGGGGGGGAACUUCUGUCCCCCCCGACCCCCACCCCUGCGCGGUGGGUGGGGGCCCUAAUAAAACAAUAAGGGGGGGACCUACUGUCCUCCCCCCCUGGCCCCCACCCCUGAGUGGUGGGUGGGGGCCUGAGUAAAACAAUAAAGGGGGGGACCUACUGUCCCCCCCCCUAAAUGAAACACCCCCCCACCCCAAUCAAGGUGACUAGGGGUCCCAAGCCCCUAGUCACCCCCCCCCCACCCAAAAAAAACCUAUCCCCUACCUACCCCCCUCACCCUAAAAAUAGUGAGGGGGGAAUAAAAUAACUAACCUGUAAAAAAAAAAAAUUAAACUUACCAUUUGACGUCUUCUUUUUUCUAAAAUCAUCUUUCUUCAGCCCCCAAAAAGGCCAAAUAAAAAUCCAUUAUACCCGUCGCACUUUAAAAAAAAAAAAGAGCGCAAAAAAUAAUUAAUGUUCUCGCCGAGGGCACAACACCGCUGCAUUGAGAGAAGUCUGUUCUCAGCUUGUAUUAGUUAGAAUUACUGAUAUGCCAAUCAGAGUGUUUGAAAGUCAUGCAUACAGCGCAGUUCUUUGAAUUUUCCCCACGCUGUGUGUAAAAUGAUACCAGAAAGCACUCUGAUUGGCGGUAACCCACCAAUCAGAGUGUUCUAAGCCUAAUUGCAGGGCGGGGCAAGGCUUUACAAUCCUUGACCCGCCCUGCGGAGUUCAGUCCGCGGCGUGCCCUCGAAGGGCGAACAUGGAUUAUAAUUUUUUUUAUUUUUUCAAAGUGCGACGGGUAUAAUGGAUUUUUAUUUGGCCUUUUUGGGGGCUGAAGAAAGAAGAUUUUAGAAAAAAGAAGACGUCAAAUGGUAAGUUUAUUUAUUUUUUUACAGGUUAGUUAUUUUAUUCCCCCCUCACUAUUUUUAGGGUGAGGGGGGUAGGUAGGGGAUAGGUUUUUUUUGGGUGGGGGGGUGACUAGGGGCUUGGGACCCCUAGUCACCUUGAUUGGGGGGGGUGUUUCAUUUAGGGCCCCCACCCACCGCUCAGGGGUGGGGGCCAGGUGGGGGGAGGACAAUAGGUCCCCCCCCUUAUUGUUUUAUUAGGGCCCCCACCCACCCCGCAGGGGUGGGGGCCAGGGGGGGGCCAGAAGUUCCCCCCCAUAUCUUUAUUUAGGGCCCCUACUCACCGCUCAGGGGAGGGGGCCAGGGGGGGACAGUAGGUCCUCCCCAUCUUUAUUUAGGGCCCCCACAGGCAUGGGGGGGGUAUUAUUAUUUUUUUUGUUUGUUUGUUUACAGUGAGCAGCUAUAAGCUGCUCACUGCUUACUAUACAUGCCCCUACUCGCGGUAUAGCGAGUAGGGGCAUUUAAUUUACUAAUACUAAGUAAUUUUUACUUAGUAUUAGUAAAGUUGGCUGAAAGACCAAUUUAGGUCUUUCAGCCUUUUAGUAGAUAGCUCCCUGAUACCGUGGGAAUUAGGGAGUUAUCUACUAAGCGGCUGCAAGGUGCAGCCACAGCAAGAAUAGGAUCGGAGUUUCAUUCAUUAGAAUGAAAUUCCGAUCCGAAUAAAAUGCCGAAUUGCGUUCUAAAACAAACGAACAUACUGUUCUCAUUCAGUUAGAACGCAAUUCAGCAGUUUUGUGUAAAGUGACAGGAAGCAUCAUGGGAACACAGAGGGAAGGUAAGGAUUAUGGAAAAAUUGCUCUGACCAGCGGAAAUGAAGCACACUUUGCUCCUCCGCUGGUCAGAACUGGUCAAGCGGAGGAAUCCUCCAUAAGGCAAAAAGUCCCUACUUUGUCUUAUGAUUUUAAAGAAAACUAAAGAAGACAGGAAGAAAAGAAUAACAGAUCCUGAGAGAGGGGGAGAAGAGGAAGAGAUUGAGGAAAGGUAAGUUCGGCAUGACAGUGCCGCUUUAAGUGUAAGCUUCUGAAGCUGUGUCCUUAAGGGGUUAAGGAGCUAAGUGGGGAAAUAAGUGAACCUCUGUAUUUAAUCUUUAAGAUUUUUUUUUGUUUCAGGUAUUGUACCAGAUGAUUGGAGGAAGGCAGAUGUCGUUCCUAUAUUUAAAAAGGGUUCAAAAUCCUUGCCUGGAAAUUAUAGACCUGUGAGCUUAACUUUUGUGACUGGGAAAUAAUUUGAAGGGCUAUUAAAGGAUAAUAUUCAGGAAUUCAUUGGGAAGAACUUUAUUAGCAAUAAUCAGCAUGGUUUUAUGAAACAUAGGUCAUGUCAAGCUAACCUAAUUGCAUUCUACAAAGAAGUAAGUACAAGUAUAGGUCAGGGUGUUGCAGUGGAUCUACUUAGAUUUUGCCAAGCAUUUGAUUACCUCUGAUGAACCUCACUGGCGAAACUCGCGCGUCAGGGGUUCUGGACACAUACUGACACAUUAUUGGUGUCGGCAUCUAACUCUCUGCUUAUUAAUUGCGAUACUACCGACAUUAAGUGCAUUUAAGUCCAGCAUCUCAGGAGUGUAUAUUGGAGACUCUUAACACUAUUUAACUGCACUCUGUGUAUAUACUUUGUUUCUCUUUCUUUCUCUUAAUUACAUUUUAUGGGGGGAAAUUUAUAAGACCAGUCAUUUGAUUAAGGGGUGCCCUUGAAGGCACAAGACUCAGAAAUCCUAUCCUAUACGCCUUCCUCUGUCACUGACUAUAUUAUUAUUUUUUCUAUCACUCAGGCAGUUUGUUUGAAAACUGUCUAAAAAUCUUUUUUGUUUUCUUUAGACUUGGACUUAUCAUUUUAAUGCAGUUAUCAUUUAGGCAACGUUUGUUUCUGUUAACUGCUGCGUCCUUCAUAGCUAAACUACUCAUUUUUGUUUCGCUGUUGCUAUACGAUAAUAUACUGCUUUAGAUAUUUUUCUGCUAAACGGAGUCAGCUCGGCAACCCCUUAUCUCAUACUUCACCGCUGGACAGUAACCUCUAAUUUAUGAUCUACAUGCUGCUACUCUCUAGGCAGCUUUCGUGAUAUUUAACUAGCUAAUUGCCGUCUGUCAGCAGAGUAUUUCAGCUGAACACUGCUGACAGCACUGGUUUGGCAGUCUUUGAUUCUCUCCCCCUUUUGUUACAGUUAUUAGUGAUACAUUGUUGAUACUUGUUUAACUUGUAACACCUUUGCAGUUCAUAUUAGUAGACACUGAGUUUUACUUGCUGUAUAGUCUCCACGUACUCCUGUUGUUCUUGUCCUUUUUCUUUUUUCUUUUCCAUAUUUAUUUUAGAUUUAUUUAUUAAAAGUUACUUUUUAACUUUACUAUUUUCUUCAGCAAAUUAUACACAGGUAGAAUGGCAUUUCUUUCUUUUUUUUUGUUUAUUCCCUAUGAUAUUCACCAUUUAGGGGUUACCCUCCUUUUUUUUUUUUUUUGUGCAUUGUACCUUGUGUUAUUCAAUAUAAGGCUCUAGGUUGACUUUUUGUUUUGUAUAACAGCAAUUGGAUAAAUACUUGCAAAAGCAUAACAUACAGGGAUAUAAUUUCUAAUUAGUGGGGUAAUAGCUGCUUGAUCCAAGGAGACAUCUGACUGCUAUUUUAGGGUCAAGGAGGAAUUGUUUCCUAGUUUGUUGCUAAAUUGGAAGCGCUUCAGACUGGUUUUUUUGCCUUCUUUUGGAUAAACAGCAAAAACAUAUGUGAGGAAGGCUGAACGUGAUGGACGCAAGUCUCUUUUCAGCUAUGUAACUAUGUAAUGACCUAUACUAUAUGUAAUGACAUUCAAGUGACUAUAACAUUAACAAAGAAAGCUUAAAUAAGAAGAGUUUUGUUGGAAUGCAACUAAUUUGUUUUGUUUGACAGAUUAGAACUGCUGGAAUUCACCCUUUUUGUUUACAAAGCUUAAUUUAUAUCUUAUAUCCUUGUUUCAUUUGACUUUCCAGGUUUGAAAAAUAGCCAGUGUUUGAUGUUUUAGUGCAGAAGGGAAACAGCAGCUGUUUCAGUCUGAAAUAUAUAACUGUUAAGAAACUCUAUUAUAUUUUUAAUAUCUUAACAUUAUCUCUAUGUUAUUUUUUUAAUCCGUGUGUAAGUAAGAAAUCCCUUCGUAGACUUCCCUACUCCCCCUUUCUGUCAGCAUUUUCAUGCAACUUGAGACACAGGACAAGUUUUAUGAUCGAAUGCUCUCUAUUUUAGAACUGUCCAUUGCUUUUUAAAAUCUGCAUUUCUGGCAGAUGAUUUUGACAAGCCAUAGAUGAUUGCAAAAUAAUGAGCAUCAUAGGAGAUGAUGCAUAGGAUCAGACCAAAUAUUGCCUAAUUAGAUUGUUCUCAGAAGCAUGAAUUAAAAAUAAUAGAAUGUCCUAACAUGAAUAAAUUAAGAAUUUUUGGGGGCGGAGCCAGCACCCGAGCUAACCGGCCGCAUCCUCAGACAGCUCCGUGCGACACGCUCAAUUAACUCGCUCAGAGCCAUAAUCCCCGCACACACCGGGCACCUAAACCGGUUCACAGCUUACCGACGAUAUGGGGAAGAAGAACAAGAAGCAGAGGGCGGAUCCGGGCAUGGGAUCCGGAGAUAUAGGGGCUUUUCUCCGAGCCGCAUCGCGGCCUGCUGAAGCCAAGAUGGCGCCCGAGAUCUAUGCCUCACAAUCCUCGGACGAGGAUAGCUACUAUGCAGAGACUGCACUGCCGACCCGCACGCAACAACUGCCACUGAGACCCGUAGACAUGGGGGACGCUGCUCCAGCCACCAAGGCGGAUAUCAAAGCUUUGGUGAAGGACAUUCAGGCUAUGUUCCAAGCAGACAUGGCGCUAGUAAGGGCAGACGUAGCUACACUCACCAAUAAAGUGGCAAAUGUGGAAGAGGGCCUGAGGGACACUAAACUGGCGCAAAGUGCCACGGACGCAGCGCUGAACUUACUCCGCAAGCAAUACGCAGACCAACAAACCCAACUGGCUGGCAUGGAAGACCGGUACAAGGCAAGAAACCUGCGGGUUCGUGGAGUGCCGGAGACACUCACCGGCUCGGAAUUGCCGCACUAUUGCCGACGGCUGAUAGCUACUUUACUUACGCCAAGACAAGCUAAGUUGAUCACGAUAGACUCUUGUUUCAGACUCACCAGGGCGGCCGCCACACCACGCGAAGGAGCUGGUGACGUACUGAUUAAAUUUAUGCGGGACUCUGACAGGGGCAUGAUUAUGGGGGCUUCAAGAGGCUCCCCCACGGUGGCGUUUGAAGGGGCACAACUAACGUUCUACAAAGACUUCUCCAGACACACCAUGAUGUGGAGGAAGUCCUUUCGCCCAGUCACCCAGCUACUCCGGGAACAAGCCAUCCCCUACAAAUGGGGCCCACGCCGACUACAGGCAGAAAAGGCGGGCGAAACACAUAAGCUGUCUCACGCAUCUGAUAUACCAGCCUUCCUGCAGGCACUCGGCCUUCCAGCGCUAACGACACAGCAGUUGACCCAUCCAACAUGGUCUGUAGCGGAGAUUACCCCCUUCGUGCCUAGAAGAGAGGCUCAGAAAACCUCUGCCCUACCAACCUGAAGCAGCAGCAGAGCAGGGCCCACACGCCCUUAACCUGUUGCGCCUGACAAGGGACAUACCUGAUUCGUUCCACGUUUGUUCUUGGUUAUACCCAAUACUGAUGCUGUUGGUUAUUGUUUUUUAUUUCUGUUUUUAUUCUCCCUUUUCCUUCCAACAAUGCUGCUACUCAAUAUCAUGCUCUUCCCAAACCCGCACAAUACUGGCUCCGUAAGCCUUCAUAAUAAUCAUACGUAUUGAGCCAUUUUUACCCCCCCCCCCCUCCUAACAACCAGAGUGCGUUACACAGCUUGAAAUAUACAGCACACUACAUGCUGCACUCUCAGCUAGCGACUUAGAUGACCACACCCAGCUGAGACACACAUACCUUCCCUAGCUCACCUAACUAAGGCCCCACGCUCAACACUAGCACAUUCAAAGGUGCCUUGAUACCAACUACAAGUUAUACCUUGACACAAGCAGGCAGGCACCUAACUCUACAUAAUGCCUUUACUACACAUUAUUUAAAAAUAAAAAAGAGGCUGACAAGUUUCGGAGAUGUUGUAUGGUAAACUGUGAUACCCCAUCCUGUAUGACUUUUAUUGUCUCCCUUUCUUUAUUCUGUACCCGUAAAGUCUAUACCUCAAUAAAAGAUAGAAUUCAAAAAAAAAAAAUUAAGAAUUUUUUUUUCAUUGAUGACAGUGUUCCUUUAAGUUCUUCUUAAUUUUACUUAAGAGUUGGAUCUACAACAUUUACAAUAUGGAUACAUGUUGUUGUGUACAUGCUUUGUUUCUUUGCUAUUGUCUACAUGUGACAUGGAUAGUAUCUACACAUAUAUCUUUAUUUAUUACUAUCUAUGUCCCUUGCACACUGCCAAAUAGCUAAUAGAUUUUCUUAACAGUACCAAUGAUUUUAUUGAUUAUUUAGAGAUUUGUGGAAUGAUACUACAAGGUGUGGUGUAUUACCAAAUUAUAUAUAUUAUAUAUAUAUAUAUUACACAAGGUUAGUCUACAUUAAAAAGGUAUUUAUUAGAAGGCAACAACACAAUACUAUAAAUUUAUCACAAGCACACAGCCCAGACCCACGGAGUAACAACUCUUUUUAAAUCUAUCUAUCUAUAUAGUUAUCCCCUUCCCCUCACAUUUGAUCUCACCCACGGUUAGGCCCUUUACAUCUAGUAAUGGCUCAAUGCUGCAAGUUCAACAUCACAUCCACAAAGGAAGCAACAGACAGUAACAUAGUUCACCAUGAUAAAAAUUAGCCCAUGUCUGCUCAGUAGCACAGCCAAGAAGGAACAAGGAGGAAUGGAGAUAGGGGGAAGUGGUUAUCUCUCUCCUGAUUUGUAAAGGUAUUGAAUUACCCAAUUACCAUAUCAAAGGGUAAAGCUUAUCCCUCUGUAAGAAAGGCAUACAUGAGCUUGGUCACAUGACCCCUGGUCACCAUAUUAGUUUGAUGACAAAAUGUCACCACACAAAGUUUAAAUUAUUGUCCCUGUAUUAAAGGAACAAUCUAAGCACUAUUCUAGUUCUCCAUUUUGAAAAGUUUGAGUUUGUUUUUAGUGACUGUGACACGGAUCUAUUAUUCACUUAACAAUCUUUGUUUUUGUUUUUUGGUGUAGUUUUGUGAAACCACGAGUUUCCAACCAGUCCAUCCAUUAAAAUGAAAAUUUAAUGACCAGCUAUGGAUGGAAGACAAGAAAGCAACACUUCAGAGGCCACCAGAGUAAAUUGCUUAAAAAAGACCUGGCAAAGCUGGAGCAAAGAUCACGUGGAAUACCAGAGACAAAAUCCAUUUAGUAAUGCAACCCUGCCAAACAAUCAACGUCUAGAUGUGCAAAGUCCAGAAUAUGGUCGACCAAAAGCAGGCUCACACACAGAGGAAAGGGGCAAGGAUGCACACAGACAUGUGGGGAAAGAGUUGGAGGAGCUCUGUUUGGUCAUAAAAACUGUUGGUGUUUUAGGAGAUGAUGGUCACACCAAAGUAACAUUUGGGAGACUGUUUGAAACAUAUGUAAAUAUUUCUAACAAAUUAGUAGGGAUUCUGCUGAGAGGAAGAAAACAUGGACUGCUCAAGUUUGAGGGAGAAAUGUUAUGGCAGGGGAGAGAUGACCAUGUCAUCAUUACUUUGAUACAACAGUGUAUAUAAUUUUAAUUAUUUCGUUACCGAUAAAAUGUUUUUUUUCUGUGUUGCAAGACUGGAGUAUGUAAGCCUCCUCUAUUUCAUACAACAAUGUGACAUGCAUCUCCAAGUCAUAUUCACUGAAUGAAAACACGUUGAAUUAUUAUGAAUGAUAAUGAGAAUGACACUGUUUUACAAUGCUUUAAUAAAAUAAAAAUAAAAAAUAGCUUCUAGUGUCUCGUUCAAGCCCUACAAAAGAAUUCUCAGUAUAGACUAGCAAAGACAUUUAGCAAAAGGUUUACCUCCAUCCAUGCUUUUCUGGUUGUUAUUGUAGCAGUUCAUUGCUGUUGUGAUGUGAUAAUCUUCAAAGAUGAGCUUUGAGGACG
This is a messenger RNA of Pelobates cultripes (western spadefoot toad), 24731 nucleotides long. NCBI's taxonomy places the organism in Eukaryota, Metazoa, Chordata, Amphibia, Anura, Pelobatidae. The record is from the annotation of a GenBank genome assembly.